Molecule: messenger RNA, 5263 nt
Organism: Microtus ochrogaster (prairie vole)
Lineage: Eukaryota; Metazoa; Chordata; Mammalia; Rodentia; Cricetidae
Gene: Fam53b
Product: family with sequence similarity 53 member B
Exons: 5
Coding region: 461-1732 (423 amino acids)
Biological process (GO): protein import into nucleus; positive regulation of canonical Wnt signaling pathway
Cellular component (GO): nucleus
Source: RefSeq, a predicted model, not a curated record
GCCGGGCGCCCGGGCCGCGACGCCGCCCGCACAGCGCCGCUGAGUUCACGCAGCCGCGGUCGGGCGGCCCGGCGGCGGCACUGUCGGCCUGGCCGAGGCCAGUUAAAGGGACGAGUUGCAAACAGUUCAGGAAGUGACAAGUCGAUUUCCUCCUCCCCGGGAGCCGCUCGGUACAAAGCGCUCGGCGCCGGCAAGAGAGCGUGCGCACGGCAGACGCGGGCGGGCAACCCGGACGACUUGGCGAGCACUAGCUGUGACGGCCCCCGUCCGGCGCGCACAGUUGUUGACUACUUUUGGCCAUUCCCAGAGGACCUUGUCCCCAGACUGAGCAUCUGAUGGGGAGCUGUUGCUGAUGACAUCACUCCCUGGGAUGCCCAGGUAUCACUACUAGUCAAGUCUGCCCACCUGAAGAUGGCCUGUGCCCACCCUGGGAUGCAGCCCAGUGCCUGAGGUCCUUACCAUGGUGAUGAUCCUAAGGAGAAGCCUCAUCAUCCAGGGAGCUGACUCCAUAGCACACAGGACCUUUAUCCCCGAACUGCACAUGCCAAAGAAGAUGAGUCAAGGACCUACCCUUCUCUCCUGUGGAAUUAUGGAAAAUGACAGAUGGCGAGACCUGGACAGAAAAUGCCCUCUUCAGAUUGACCAGCCAAGCGCCAGCAUCUGGGAAUGUCUGCCUGAAAAGUGUCAGGAUGGCUCCCUCUGGCACCAGGAGGCGGUGACUGCCUGUGCAGUGACCAGCUUAAUCAAAGACCUCAGCAUCAGCGACCACAACGGGAACCCCUCAGCUCCCCCCAGCAAACGCCAGUGCCGGUCCCUGUCCUUCUCUGAUGAGAUGUCCAGCUGCCGGACGUCAUGGCGGCCCUUGGGGUCCAAAGUCUGGACUCCUGUGGAGAAGAGACGCUGCUACAGUGGGGGCAGCGUCCAGCGCUACUCCAACGGUGUCAGCCCCAUGCAGCGGAGCUCCAGCUUCAGCCUCCCUGCUCGGGCCAAUGGGCUCUCCUCACCGUGCCACCAGUCAAGCCUACACCAGCCCUUUGGGGGACAGCCCUGCCAAGGAGCACCAGGUUCAGCUCCCUGUGGACGGGUGGGCGAUACCUGGAGCCCCGACCCACACCCUGUGGGAGGGGGCCGGCUGGACCUGCAGCGGUCCCUCUCUUGCUCACACGAGCAGUUCUCCUUCCCAGAAUACUGUCCCCCCUCAGCCAACAGCACACCUGCCUCAACGCCAGAGCUGGCAAGACGCUCCAGUGGACUUGCCCGCAGCCGCUCCCAGCCGUGCGUCCUUAACGACAAGAAGAUCGGUGUGAAACGGCGGCGUCCUGACGAAGUGCAGGAGCAAAGGCCUUCUCUAGACCUUGCCAAAAUGGCGCAGAACUGUCAGGCCUUCAGCAGCCUCAGUUGCCUGAGCGUGGGGAUGGAAGACCCCAGCUCCCCAAGCCCCUUUGCCCUUGUCAGUGGCACCCGAUCCUGGACCGCCUUGCUCUCAGCUUCCAACCCGGGGGGCCGGACCCCUGCUGCGACCCCAGUUCCAGAGCCUGCUCCUCAUUCCUUCGACGAUCACUUCCCCUGCCAGGAGGACCUGUCGUGUGAGGAGUCGGACAGCUGCAGUCUUGACGAGGAUUGUUGCAGGAAGGGGGAGCCGGCCGCAGCCUGGCAGGGCCUUGGCGCCUGCACGAACAGCCUCUGCUCUCUGGACGGCGAGCUGGACAUUGAGCAGAUCGAGAACAAUUGAGGGGGCUGUGGGCUGUGGCCUGGGGCAGAGGCUCUGCAAUGGGUGGGCCUCGCUCUGGGCCUUAGGUGGUCACCAAGGGGGAUCCUGGCUCCUGGGUCCGGACCAAGCUUCCAAAGGGAGCCCAUCCACUUCCCAGGGAGCAGCUGUCCCCCUGCGGUGCCCAUACUUGUGAAGGCAACUUGGCCCCACCUCACAGGCAACUGCUGGCCUCCCACCAGUUCCAUGGAACUACUGUAGCCCAAGAACAGGUUUUUUGGUUUGGUUUCCUCCUCUUUGUUCCUCAUGGAGUGCUGGGUAGCCAUUCUCCAGGAGGGCUGGGCCAGCUGCGUCCCACAGGUAGAGUGCCAGGGGCCUGAGCCCACUGUGGCCUCGCUCAGGUUCCGCCUGGGGAGUUGCCCAAAGCCUCCUUUACUUAGUUUACUCCGUGCCUUCUCUCCCAGGUCUCCCUGUCCCCGGCUUGGGAAGGUUCGGGAGACGCCUCUUGUAGUGACACCAGACCGUGUGGCCUUAAUCCAUUUGGGGCACUGUGCAGGGAUUCUGGGGGAUAAUCCGUGUCCCAUUUUUGGGGACCAGGGGAUAGGUCAGGGAUGACCAGAAGCCAUUCAUACUGGGUAGGUAUUUGGUGGUUGUGUUGACUGAAAGGUGGGCCCAUGAGUUCUCCCAUGGCACCAAGAGUCACCCACACCUCUGCCAGCACAGGGGCUGCCCUGGCAAGGCUGACAUUGGCAGCCUUCCUACUCCCCAGUCCCCAAGGGCAGAGUUAGGUGGAUUCGGCCGAGUGUAGAGAUGUCAGUGACAAGAUGACCUCUUCAUAGUGUCCUCAGGAGCUACAAGCAGGUGCAGGAGACUUGGACCUGUCUACAUUCCUGGGCAGAGGGAUGUCUAUGGCCCUUUGCAGGCUGCCCACUUGGCAGGCAUCCCUCUGCAGUGACCUAGGUUGGGGGCCCGCAAGUCACACCAUUCCUAGCACAUGGUUGCUUGUGCACAGACCCCCUGCUGGCUUUCAUGGAAGUGUACUGCCUCUGGCUUCAGAACACCCCUCCCAGUCCGCUGAUGCAAGCCUAGCCCUAAGGCUCUUCUCUGCAGGCCCAGCCACAGCAUGGCUUGAAUCAUUCUCCCCCUCGUAGCUCCUCGCUCCCAGCAUAGUUCCCAGAGGGUCUCUGUUCAGGCAACUCCCCGAGUCUUCUCUACGGACAUGCCACAGGGCUCUGCACUCUGGGACUCUGGCUUUUAGCAAACUUGGCAUCUUCUGCAGACAAUAGCAAGUGGGCCGGCUUCCACAAGUGGCUUGUUUUCCCAUAAGGCUAAAAAUAACUGGUGCAUUCUCUCGAGUUCAUGGACAUGUGAGCUAGGCACUUCUGUAGUCACUCUGCUGUGCCUACCCCCCGUAGUUCCAUCCUCUGCUGCUUGAGCCCAAAUGGGUUAUCCUUCCUGGGACCCUUCUGUUUAAGCUUCGUCAAUCCACCCGAAGGACUGAGGCCCAAGUUCUGAUGUAUAGGUGAUGUUUCUUUAAAAUCUGACCCAAAGGUACAGGAGGUCCCACUCCUAUAGCCCCGGGUUGGGUAGCAUGGUGGGUCCAUGUGGUGGUGGGAGACCAGCGGGACUCAGGGCACCAGAAAGCCAAAGUAGAAAACUGGCGAAGUCAUGACAUGGGAGCCCUGCCUGGUGCCUCGUGGCGGCCAUACUUUCUCUGUAUAAAACCUGGAGGAAGGUAGCUGAGAGGGUGUGGGAAACACACACCAGUGCCCAGAAAGCCCACAGUGAGUGAGAGGUUCUGGGUCUGGAGUCACCUCACAGUCCCUAAAUCCCACCCCUCCUAAGGACGGCAGAGGCUGGGCCUUGUUCCCGGGGCCCAUUUCACACAGCACGCUAAGGCCAAAGCAUCCACCAGUAGCCAGCUGCCUGUCCUGUGGCCUGGGACCAGCAGCUCUGGCGGCAGGUGUGUCUUAAAGCUGUUGUAAUGGACGGCUUGUCUUGAGACUGCUGGCUGAAGGACAGUUAUCAUCCUUCCUUCGGACACUGUUCCCUGGGCAAUAAUGCUCCAAACCUGGGGUAGGGCUGGCCCUUUUCAGCUUCCUCAGGCCUCUCUGCACUGUCCCUGUCCCACUGAGGCCUCAGUCCGAGCCCCCAACAUAGGAGCCAGAGAAGAUGGCAGGAGCUUUUCUGCUUAGAGGAAGACUGACUUCAUUUGCUUUUUGACAUUCUUUUAAUUGAGCAAAGCAGGUCUCUUCUGGAAGGUGCCCAUGUGUCUGUCUUUCAGCAGCCAUGCUACCCAGACCCAUUCGCUGGAUCCAGCACCUCUGGUCUUGGAUCUCUUGGAGGAGGCACCCACGUGCUUGGCACCACAGACAGCAAGCAGAGUGGCUUAGCCUUCAGCAGUGUGGCUUCAGUAUGGGCGACAUUAAAAAUCUCCCCUCCCUCAACCUGCCUGUGAGUGUCAUCCCCCAAAGAAGCUGAGGGUGUGCUUGGCCACCCAUUGCCUAGGGAGCCCAAAGGUCUAGAGCAAGGUGUGGCCCCACCAGAGCCAGCCAGGGGAGAGGGCCAUCCAUCACAUUGCACCCCCGCUCACUCCAAAAGCCGCAGAGCCGAAAGGAGUUGCUCUCUGCAGGUACCUGAUCUGAGUUCAGGGUGGCGGCCUAGACAGUUUACAUGACUGGCUGCCCACGCUUGCCUUACUCAUGGGUGGUGAAGGUAGAACCCGGUCCGCACCCAUGGGCUUCCUCGUGCACAGGCCCGAGGAACUUGUUCGCCCACACAUGCAGAUGUGCAGAAAGCCUUACUUAAUUUUUUUUUUCUAAAUUUGUAUGUAGAAAGAAAAGUUAAAUAAAAGAAAGGUCCACACUAAGCAGGAAGUGCCCUCUCCCAGUUUCCAGAUGGGUCAACAGACAGAUGGCAUCGUUUUUUUCGGGCUCAUUCAAGGUCCAUAGCAGUUAGAACCUGGACCCUGUACCCCAUUUCCACUGAUGCAGUUAAAAUUACUUGAAUGACGGCCACUUAAAAUGUAAGCUAGGUGCCAGGGCUCAGGGACCCUCUGCCCAUGCAGCCCAGAUGCUGCCCCUUGCCACAUCCAUGCUGCUGGUCAGACCCCGUCCCCCUGGUGCCAGGCCCCUUAAGGAGGAAGAAAAAGCUAUUUUAAAAUUGCGGACUGAUGGAGCUCCUGUAGCCUAGGUAGGAUAGCCUGACCUCCUAGCAUGGUCUCAUUGACAAAUGAAUUCCAUUGUCAGUGUCGGGGAUGCCCAGGGUUCAGCAGCAGUUGGGGCCCGCAGGUUGUCCUGGGGCCAUGUGUGCUGUCCCCGCCAGCGGGCAGCGGUGGUACUGUUUCAGGUAGUACGGUGACUGGCGUGGUGAGUCAGGCCCCCACCAGGGCAGCAGUCCGUGGGCAGCAGCCUGUGCUGGGUCUCUUCACUAGCACCACGCACCGCUGCCUGCCCUCCCACACAGGCCAUGACUGCCUCACGCUACGGUCGCUCUAGUCUCAGGAAUUCGCUUGUUACUUUUACUGUGUAAAUAAAGCUUCCUGGUCCAACACCC